GGACGCAUGAUACGAGUUCUUUUUUCUCCCAUCCUCUUCGGCUUUCUUCCUCCUCGCUCGCCUCUUUCUUUGUCCCGGAUCCUUCCUUCGUUCCGCCAAUUUCAGAAAAUUUUGGCAGCUUGGGCAAACAAUUGCUAGUGUGCUCAACCUUGAGGAUCAGUAGCGGGGACAGGAGAUGAUCACGCGAGCAAAGCUGGUGGAACAGCUGCGGGAGCACCAGAUCCGGUCGGCGCAGUCAUACUCCGCGGCCCUCGCCGUCUUCUCCCCCAACCCCCACAUCGCCUCCAGGCGGGACCUGAGGGUGGCUCUCCUCUAUGCCUUUUUGUUCUGUUUUCUCAUGGUGUCGUGCUAUGCUGCACUUUACCUGAAAUGGUUCAAGCUCUCGUCCCUCUUUGUAAUUCUCGGAAUCCUUCUCCCAGUAAGUCUCAAAAUCUCUAGGCAUAGAAGGCUCAAAAGGAAAAGAGAGCGAAGAUUGCUGUUGCCCUUGUCCAUGUGAAUAUCUUUCUGAUACCCUGUAACAUUUUAGUGAAGUGGCUCAACUACAAAGAGGAAAAAUCCCGGGUUUACUCAAUUCUCCGGCUCAACCUAUGCCCUUGAAUAUGUUGUAUCUAUUACCUGUUUUCCCUUUUUGUCCAUGCAUGCACAUACAUUGCUCGUCUCAGCUUUCGCCUUCUUUUCAAACUUGUGUCAAGUGCAAAGUAAUGCCGUCUUUAGAAACUCAUGAAAGCGGAUCUCUUCAGAUCCUGGUGCAUUUUGGUUGUGGAUGCAAUCAUGUGAAAUAUCUGGUCAAUUGUCGCAUCAGUCGGUCCGGUGUGCCAAGCGAGCCGCUUUAGCGUUAUUUAGCGUACCAAGUGUGAAUAUAAUCUUUCAUCUCAGGCUUCCAGCUUCUCUGUCGCAGUUCACCUAGAUUUAUUUAUUUUUCCUGUGUUUCUAUUGUCGGCAGAUCGUCCCACUGCACAGCGUUGCCAUUUCAAAUUCUCGAUCCUUUCACGCACACUGUUUCAAGUAUGUUCUGCCUGCCGCCUGGGUUUCUUGAGCUCGCCAUGCCUGGUAAAUGCAUCACCAGGAUAACUAGUC
Messenger RNA from Triticum aestivum (bread wheat), 1077 nucleotides. RefSeq lists its product as uncharacterized. Bases 176 to 496 code for a protein of 106 amino acids. The transcript is spliced from 2 exons. The record is from RefSeq and is a predicted model, not a curated record. Lineage: Eukaryota; Viridiplantae; Streptophyta; Magnoliopsida; Poales; Poaceae.